AUGACUUCAAUUGGUACUGGUUAUGAUUUAUCAAAUAGUGUUUUUUCACCAGAUGGUAGAAAUUUUCAAGUAGAAUAUGCAAUGAAAGCAGUUGAAAAUGGUAGUACAUCAAUUGGUAUCAAAUGUAAAGAUGGGAUUGUUUUGGCAGUCGAAAAAAUUAUAAAUUCAAAAUUAUUGAUACCAAACAAAAACAAAAGAAUUCAAACAGUUGAUCGUCAUGUUGGAGUAGUAUAUUCAGGUUUAUUACCAGAUGGACGUCAUUUUGUCAACAGAUGUAGAGAUGAAUCACAAUCGUUUAAAUCAAUAUUUAAAAUUCCAAUACCAGUACCUAAUUUAAUGGAUAGAAUGGGGAUAUAUGUUCAAAAUUAUACAUGUUAUAAUUCAGUUAGACCAUUUGGUAUAGUAUCAAUAGUUGGAGGAGUAGAUGAUGAUGGACCACAUUUAUAUAUGAUAGAACCAAGUGGGACAUGUUGGGGUUAUAGUGGAGCGGCGACUGGAAAAGGUAGACAAAUUGCAAAAUCAGAAUUAGAAAAAUUAAAUUUUGAAGAAAUUACUUGUAAAGAAGCAAUACCUAUAGCAGCAAAAAUAAUAAAAUUAGCUCAUGAAGAUAAUAAAGAUAAAGACUAUGAAUUAGAAAUUUCUUGGAUAAGUAAAGAGCAUACUGGUGGUAGACAUCAGUUUAUACCUGAUGAUUUAUUAGAAGAUGCAAAAAAACAAGCUGAUGAAGAAGAUGAUGAAGAAGAAGAUGAAGAUGAGGAAAUGGAAUCGUAA
Lodderomyces jiufengensis is the source of this 771-nucleotide messenger RNA. RefSeq names its product proteasome core particle subunit alpha 7 (gene PRE10). Gene Ontology annotation, biological process: ubiquitin-dependent protein catabolic process. The coding region runs from base 1 to 771 and encodes 256 amino acids. The record is from RefSeq and is a predicted model, not a curated record. The transcript is spliced from 3 exons. Gene Ontology annotation, cellular component: proteasome core complex; nucleus; proteasome core complex, alpha-subunit complex. Lineage: Eukaryota; Fungi; Ascomycota; Pichiomycetes; Serinales; Debaryomycetaceae.